Acomys russatus (golden spiny mouse) is the source of this 1611-nucleotide messenger RNA. RefSeq names its product olfactory marker protein (gene Omp). Gene Ontology annotation, cellular component: nucleus; neuronal cell body; cytosol. The record is from RefSeq and is a predicted model, not a curated record. The transcript has a single exon. Lineage: Eukaryota; Metazoa; Chordata; Mammalia; Rodentia; Muridae. Gene Ontology annotation, biological process: sensory perception of smell; signal transduction. The coding region runs from base 759 to 1250 and encodes 163 amino acids.
UUUUGGUGGAAGUGAGAGCCGGGCCUGGCUAUGUGGUGCAGUGUGUGUGGUAGGACCGAUCAAACCACAGCCUCCGGGAGCAGAGCCAGCCAUCUGUCUGGCAGACGAUUUGGGAUUUGAGAGUUGCGGGUUCGGAUGGGAGGUGACAGCUGGGCUCAGUGCUAACGUUAAAGGAGAGGCAGACACCCAGGGCAUUUGGGAAGCAGGACUGACGGGACUUGGCAGGUGGCCACAGGAGAAUUGGGAGCAGGGGAGGACGCAACGAUGGCACCAAGUAGGCUUGGCUGACUACAGGAGACUAAUGAUGUGCAACACUGGUGCUACCCUGUCCCCUCUUGCCGGACGGUCUUCGGUUACCUCCAUGUGUCUGUCUAGAACCCCCACCUAGCUCCCAACAGCCCUGUGGAGUACCACAGCCUUCACAAACAAGCGCGCCUCCAGCUUGCCACCACCACUGUAGUCAAGGUGGUUGCCACAGCAGUUGACAUCAGUGCUCUGGUCCCCAGGGAACCUGUCACCCUCCAGCCAACCUACAGCACAGCAUUACCACUUAGGAGGCAGUUGGGCUUACACUCAUGUGCAUCUCCUGCUCUGAGAACUGGGUGGGGCCAGAGAGGGUCAGUGGCGACAAGGAGAGGCUGGAAAGGGAGGCGGGCCUUCAGGUGGCCUCUUCUCUUGGCAUCUGAGGAUCCAGCCCAUUUGCUUCCUUGACGCUGGCGGGAGCGGUGACAGUGGCAACAAGCUGUAGCACUUAGGCCAUGGCAGAGGACGGGCCACAGAAGCAGCAGCUGGAUAUGCCGCUGGUCCUAGACCAAGACCUGACCAAGCAGAUGCGGCUGCGUGUUGAGAGCCUGAAGCAGCGCGGGGAGAAGAGGCAGGACGGUGAGAAGCUGCUCCGGCCGGCUGAGUCCGUCUACCGCCUUGACUUCAUCCAGCAACAGAAGCUGCAGUUUGACCGCUGGAAUGUCGUCCUGGACAAACCGGGUAAGGUCACCAUCACGGGCACUUCGCAGAACUGGACGCCUGACCUCACCAACCUCAUGACACGCCAGCUGCUGGACCCCGCUGCCAUCUUCUGGCGCAAGGAAGAUUCCGAUGCCAUGGAUUGGAAUGAGGCGGAUGCCCUGGAGUUUGGGGAGCGCCUGUCUGACCUGGCCAAGAUCCGCAAGGUCAUGUAUUUCCUUAUCACCUUUGGCGAGGGCGUGGAGCCUGCCAACCUAAAGGCCUCGGUGGUGUUUAACCAGCUCUGAUGACAGCCCUGGCUGCCGCCCUGCCUCUGGCCCACAGCUCUCCCCUGCCUGGACCUCCUUCUUCCUGUGUAUUUUGGGGACAUUCUUCUAGCUGCUCCUUCUGUGCUCAUUUUGGCCAGAGGCUCCCCGAGUACCCCUCUUUUUCCCUGGUGCCAAUGCGACGGCUCACAGGGAUCUCCCAUGGCUCUGUAGUCUAGAAGCUGGACACCGCUACUAUAGACAAUAGAGGCCACAUCGGGCCACGUGGGCAAAUGGAUGGGCCACUCGGACACCUGCCAUCUCUGCUUUAUUGUGGUGGAGAGAGAGGGAGACUAAGAGAGCAAGAGACUGACCAAGAGAUCCAAACAGCCAGCCACUGAUU